This is a messenger RNA of Magallana angulata, 1091 nucleotides long. RefSeq lists its product as uncharacterized. The record is from RefSeq and is a predicted model, not a curated record. NCBI's taxonomy places the organism in Eukaryota, Metazoa, Mollusca, Bivalvia, Ostreida, Ostreidae. The transcript is spliced from 2 exons. The coding region runs from base 78 to 824 and encodes 248 amino acids.
CUUCUUCAAACUUUUGACUUAUUGAAUAUUAAGAGGUACAGCUCGUUUAGUGGGUGGCCAGUGAAUUAAUCAGAUUUAUGUCACAUUAUAGAAAACUCAUUAUGAAAACCCUAACAUUUAUCCUGGUUUUGAUGACCAAGAGCAUUGGUUGUCUGAGAUUCAAGCAGUACCCUUGUGAAGGGUUCUGUAUUCCUGGCUCCAUGGAUUCGGUGGCCACCUUCACCUCCAUGCAAUGUGCGCGGCGGUGUCUGAAGAACAAUGACUGUGGCUGGUUUCUGUACCAAGAAGAGCUCCAUCAAUGUAUCAUCGAUGGUACAUCUUGUUGUACGGGCUGGAAGGCAUACUACUCAGGAAAAAAUGCACCGCAAUUCAAUAACACUCAAGUGAUUCACCCUUCUACACCUGCUAACUCAUUGAGCCCUUAUUACAGUCUAACGAGCUACGGAAUCACAGGGACAAAUCGUCACCACUUGAUAGUGGAUAUCAAAGGCUGUAGGGAUGCCCACAUUGGCUUAUCAAAGACAGAAAUGGACUUAAUGAAUAUGCGACCUACUUACGAAAUUGUGAUAGGAGGAUCAGGCAAUACAUUGACCUACAUAAGGCAGAACAACCUUUCGAAGGCACAAGGAGCUGGUGUCAUAGAUUGUAAUAAAUAUUCAACAUUCUGGGUCACAUGGGAUAAUGAUGUCAUCAGCUUCGGACUUGGACAUGAGUUGAACAAAAGUACGAGUUUCUCUUGGAGUGACCCAAAUUCACCUUUGGAUAUUAAAUUUGUUGGAGUUGGAACGUAUCAAACUAAUAUCGAUUAUCUAAUCUACGUUUGAUAUCUUCAAAACACGUAUUUUAUUCUGAUGAUUGCUUUUGGUGGCAGUGGCCAUUCUUAACCAAUAUAAAUCUUCUUUAAGGUGGCAUGGGACACCUCUAUACUGUGACGUAUAUCCGAUCAUUAUAAACAAUAAAAUCAAGUAUAAUUUUACAAAUAUUUUCUUUCCCGAAAUUGUUAUCUAACAGUAUAGCACAAUGGGUUAAAGUGUUAACGACGAAUCUGUAAGUCAUGAGUUCGAAUCUCACUGGUGUUUAAAUUAUUUGUA